Mytilus trossulus (common blue mussel) is the source of this 1400-nucleotide messenger RNA. RefSeq names its product angiopoietin-1-like. Bases 139 to 1188 code for a protein of 349 amino acids. NCBI's taxonomy places the organism in Eukaryota, Metazoa, Mollusca, Bivalvia, Mytilida, Mytilidae. The transcript has 6 exons. The record is from RefSeq and is a predicted model, not a curated record.
UCUUUCAAUUUGAGAGCAUUGUGCCGAAAUACAUUGCAUGAUAAACAAACCUCUUGGAUUAUUUUAAUACUAAGAUUGUAAAUUAAAAGUACAUUGUGUAAGUUCUGCAAGUAUUUACAAGGUGGUUUUGAUUUAAUCAUGGAUUACGUUUUGUUUUUAAAAAUUAUGAUGAAAUAUGGAUCUUUACUUUGUUUGUUAUUACAAUUGGCCACUGCAAUAACAGACAAAGCAGUUAAUGCUUCAUUACUCCAUAAUCAAACUGAUCCAUUGGUUGCGAUUUUUGAUUUAUCAAAAGCAAAUGAAAGUCUUAAUCAGAAUGUUGGUGCAGCCGCUAAAACAAAAAUGGACGAAAUCAAAGAUGAUUUCAAGGAUAAAGUUGGUGUAAACAUUAAUGACGAAAUAAGAUCAAUGGUUGAAGAAGUUUUAUUACAGAAAGGAUAUUACAACUACACUGACGCCGUGAAAAAAAAUAUCGAUGCAAUUUUGCAAAUUAAAGAUGAACAAAAACAGAUGUCAGAAGGAUUUAACAGUCGUAUAAAAAUCAUUUAUACAACUGUUGAGAAAAAAGUUAAACCGAGGGAAUGCGCUGAUGUUGACUUUUUAAAAGAUGGUGUUUACGUAAUUUACCCAAGAGGUGAAAAUCAACCUAAACGUGCUUAUUGUGUUUGGCAAGACAACAGAAAAUGGACGGUAAUCCAACGACGUUUUGACUUCUCGGUUGAUUUCUAUAGAUCAUGGAACGAAUACAAAGAAGGAUUCGGGACUGCUUCUGGAGAACAUUGGUUAGGAAAUGAUUUUAUUCACUCGAUAUCGACAAAUGGACGACACAGAGUGAAAUUCAUCUUGGGUAAGGAUGGAACCAAAAAAUAUGCAGAAUACUCAAAUUUCCGGAUCAAAGACGAAAAGAGUAAAUACAAAUUAAAAGUAUCUGGCUAUAGCGGAACUGCUGGUGAUUCCAUUGACAGUGUUGAUUCUCAAGGGAGAGCAAAUGGACAGAAGUUUUCAACUUAUGACCGGGACAAUGAUAAUAAUAAGAAGUCUAAUUGUGCAAUCAUGAACGAAGGUGGAUGGUGGUACAAUUCUUGUGACUACGCCAGUCUAAAUGACAUGGACAGUUAUAAAAUAAGUUGGUAUUUUCAUAUGGGUUUUCACUUGGAUACAUCCAUGGUUAUGAUAACCAAAGUAUGAAAAUGGCGGGAAAAUGUUACAUUCUGUAAAAACAGGAUCAAAACAUUCGGGAAGCACGUAAACAAUAAGUAAUAUUUACUUUACGGACAUAUGAAAAAUUUACAGCUUUGUGGUAAGAUUGAAAGAAGUUAACCUGUGUUGGUUAACAUCUUCGUACUUUUUUUUUGUGAUGAAUUUGUGUCUUACUGUAAUAAAAAAGACCCUGAUUUCAA